Messenger RNA from Momordica charantia (bitter melon), 3080 nucleotides. RefSeq names its product beta-galactosidase 8 (gene BGAL8). Gene Ontology annotation, molecular function: carbohydrate binding; hydrolase activity, hydrolyzing O-glycosyl compounds. Gene Ontology annotation, biological process: carbohydrate metabolic process. The record is from RefSeq and is a predicted model, not a curated record. NCBI's taxonomy places the organism in Eukaryota, Viridiplantae, Streptophyta, Magnoliopsida, Cucurbitales, Cucurbitaceae.
UAAUCCAGACAGCUACAGCUCUACUGCUGCAGAAAAAUGGCGGUGUGAAAAAAUGGAGUGAGUAAAACCAGUUACAGAAGAGAGAGAAACAGAGGAAGAAGAAGACGAAGAAGAAGAAGAAGCAGAAGAAGAACAGGAAGAAGCAUCAAAAGGUGGCGUGUUUUCUUCCUCCGUUGCUAGCUUCACGCUAUUCCUAAUCUCUCUGAUUCCUUUGUUUACGGUAUACAAAGCGGCGAAGCAACAUUUUCUCUGCUCUGUACUACUUUUUAAUUCGAGCAAUGGGGCGAGUUCAAUCUGCGGUGGUGGUUGUUUUGUUGGUUCUCGGCGUUUUAGCCUCCUCCUCGCUUGCCAAUGCCGCCAAUGUGACGUACGAUCACCGGGCGUUGGUGAUCGAUGGCAAGCGGAGAGUCUUGGUUUCUGGAUCUAUACACUAUCCUCGCAGCACUCCCGAAAUGUGGCCGGACCUUAUUCAGAAAUCGAAGGAGGGAGGUUUGGAUGUAAUCGAGACUUAUGUGUUCUGGAAUUUACAUGAACCAGUUCGAAACCAGUAUGACUUCGAGGGAAGAAAGGAUUUAGUUAAAUUUAUAAAGCUGGUAGGAGCUGCUGGUCUGUAUGUACAUGUACGAAUUGGUCCUUAUGUGUGCGCGGAGUGGAAUUAUGGAGGUUUUCCAGUUUGGUUGCAUUUCAUACCUGGGAUUAAGUUCCGCACAGAUAAUGAACCAUUCAAGGCUGAAAUGAAGCGGUUCACGGCCAAGAUUGUUGAUGUAUUGAAGCAGGAGAAAUUAUAUGCAUCCCUGGGCGGACCAGUUAUUUUAUCUCAGAUUGAAAAUGAAUAUGGAAACGUGCAGUCAGCUUUUGGGUCUGCUGCUAAAUCCUAUGUCCAAUGGGCGGCAACCAUGGCUACGUCUUUGAACACGGGAGUUCCUUGGGUUAUGUGCAACCAACCUGAUGCCCCCGAUCCCAUUAUUAACACCUGCAACGGAUUCUACUGUGAUCAAUUCACUCCAAAUUCUAAGAAUAAGCCCAAAAUGUGGACUGAGAACUGGAGUGGAUGGUUUCUUUCCUUUGGUGGGGCCUCGCCGUACAGGCCCGUAGAAGAUCUUGCAUUUGCUGUGGCACGCUUUUACCAGAAUGGUGGAACUUUCCAGAACUACUACAUGUACCAUGGUGGGACAAACUUUGGCAGGACUACUGGUGGACCGUUUAUUGCUACUAGUUAUGAUUAUGAUGCCCCUAUCGAUGAGUAUGGACUGGUAAGGCAACCUAAGUGGGGUCACUUGAAGGAAGUCCACAAAGCUAUAAAGAUGUGCGAAGAAGCAUUAGUGAGCACAGAACCAGCAGUUAGUUCUCUUGGUCAAAACUUGGAGGCAACAGUUUAUAAGUCCGGUUCUCAAUGUUCUGCUUUUCUUGCCAACGUGGACACUCAAUCUGACGCAACAGUGAGUUUCAAUGGUAAUUCAUAUCAUUUGCCAGCAUGGUCUGUUAGCAUCUUACCGGACUGCAAGAAUGUGGUGCUUAAUACUGCAAAGAUUAAUUCGGUAACAAUGAGGCCAUCCUUUUCACAUCAACCUUUGAAGGUUGAUGUUAGUGCUUCUGAAGCAUUUGACUCAGGUUGGAGUUGGAUAGACGAACCAGUGGGCAUCUCAAAGGAUGAUUCUUUUGCAAAACUUGGACUUUCAGAGCAAAUAAAUACUACAGCAGAUAAAAGCGAUUACUUGUGGUAUUCCUUAAGCACCGACAUAAAAGGUGAUGAACCUUUCCUUGAAAAUGGAUCUGGAACAGUUCUCCAUGUGGAGUCCCUUGGCCAUGCCCUUCAUGCUUUCGUUAAUAGAAAACUUGCAGGAAGUGGAAGAGGUAGUAGUGACAAUUCUAAGGUAACUUUGGAGAUCCCCGUCACAUUGGUACCUGGGAAAAACACAAUUGACCUCCUGAGUUUGACAGUGGGACUUCAGAAUUAUGGGGCUUUUUUUGAGACGAAAGGUGCAGGGAUCACAGGUCCGGUAAAACUGGAAAGCCAGAAAAAUGGCAUCACUGUUGAUCUCUCUUCUGGACAAUGGACGUAUCAGAUUGGACUUGAAGGUGAAGAUUUAGGUCUGUCGAGUGGAAGUUCUUCACAAUGGCUUUCACAACCUAGCUUGCCUAAGAAUAAACCUUUGACGUGGUACAAGACCACAUUUGAUGCCCCUGCUGGAAGUGAUCCAGUUGCACUAGACUUCACAGGGUUUGGAAAGGGCGAGGCAUGGGUGAACGGACAAAGUAUUGGCCGUUAUUGGCCAUCGUAUACCGCCUCCGGUCGCUGUACUACAUACUGCAAUUACAAAGGAGCUUAUAGCGCAAGCAAAUGCCUCAAGAACUGUGGGAAACCAUCCCAGACUCUAUACCAUGUACCGCGAUCGUGGUUGAAACCAACUGGAAACACCCUAGUCCUUUUCGAGGAAAUCGGCAGCGAUCCAACUCGAUUGUCGUUUGCGUCGAAACAGAUCGAAUCGCUGUGUUCUCAUGUAUCCGAGUCCCAUCCACCACCUGUAGAUAUGUGGAGCUCUGACUCGAAACUCGAAAAAUCAGGACCUGUACUCUCUCUAGAGUGCCCAUCUCCCAAUCAGGUCAUUUCUUCCAUAAAGUUUGCAAGUUUUGGUACUCCUCUUGGAACUUGCGGGAGCUUCAGCCACGGCCAAUGCAGCAGCAAAAAUGCACUCUCCAUUGUACAGAAGGCUUGCAUUGGAUCGAAAAGUUGUAGCAUUCAAGUGUCGAUUAAGGCGUUCGGCGAUCCGUGUAGAGGAAAAACAAAGAGCUUGGCUGUGGAAGCUUUCUGUGAAUAAUAACAAGGUACUCACUAUGACUAUGCAAAUCUGAAACAUUAUCUCCUACUCCUUGUAGGAAGAAGAGAGAAACUAAUGGAAACAAUAGUAAAAGAAGAAACAAAGAAAAAGGAGAAUUGAAGAGGAAGAAGAAAAAUGAUGAAAUUUGGUGUAUUAAUUCUUGCAAAGGGCAAAUAAAAUAAAAGCCAUUAAAACUUUGAUCAAUUUGUGUAACAAAUAAAUGUGCCUUCAAUUUCUAAUGCAUAUUUCUGAUCUUCUCAA